Messenger RNA from Teleopsis dalmanni, 1347 nucleotides. RefSeq lists its product as uncharacterized. Bases 921 to 1286 code for a protein of 121 amino acids. The transcript has 4 exons. The record is from RefSeq and is a predicted model, not a curated record. Lineage: Eukaryota; Metazoa; Arthropoda; Insecta; Diptera; Diopsidae.
GAAAAUUUUUGGUAUGGAGUUAAUAUUCAAAUAAUACGAACAGGCAUUGGCGUUGAAAAUUUUAAUCAUCAGUUUGGCAAACUAAUUUAACAUAAUAUGGCAAAGCACAUAAUCACCAACUCUCAUUAAUGUAGUUUUAAUAUACCUCAGUUAUUGGAUAUGCUAAGUAGAAGAUUAUUUAAAUUUUUUAAAUGUUGCAUGUGAGUAUAUAUGCUUCAUAUCACCAAUAACAGAACUUAUUGAAGAAGAAUGCAUAUAUUACGUUUGUUCCAUAUGGCGAGCCCAAUUGUCUUGUUGAAUUGCAGCUAAACGUACUUUUAGGUGAACAUUGUGUUGCAGUUAAACUUUAAACAAGCUAUGAGGUGUCUGCAGAGGCAUAUAUCAUGAGGCUCUAAAGUGACAUACCAGUGUACUAAUAGUACUUCGCUGAAUACAUAUUUUUUGUUCAACCAAGGAUUCUAUGUGAACCUAACUCAACGAAAUAUGUUAAUAUGGCACGGGACUGCCAAUACAUGUAACAGAAAGUGAACCAUCAUAGUUUCACUUCAUGGUAUACACAUUAACAUUAACUACUUCCUAUUUGGUACAUCUAAUGAGUGCAACAACAAUUUUAUGAUUAAAUACUUGCUGUAAAUGAUGAAUCUGAGAAUUAUCUAUAAGUGCUAAACCACUGACGGGCUAUGAAUAUUUGCUCACUGUUUAAUGGUCACUGUUUCAUAUAGAUGUAAUACUAUAGAUGUAAUACUAUAGAUGUAAUACUAUAGAUGUAAUACUCUAAAACUGUUAAGAUUUUCAACGCUAUACGAAAAAGAUAUCGCCGCUCUCACACGUCUACCAAACUGAAAGCACCAAACUGAGAGUACAUAACUGAGUACUUAAACAUUGUAUAUAAAGACUUAAAAAUAAUAUUGAAAGCCAUAAUGAGUAUACUAAACCUGGAUAAUUUAACUCAAUUAGAGUUGAAAGAAAUUUUCUUCAGAUCAAAUUGUGGUUUCAUGAUGACAAAUGUGCCAUAUGAUAUGCCACUACUAAAUAUUGUAUUAUUGGCCACAUCGUCAGGUGAACCAAAUUUGCUUGAAGUCAAUGUGUUUCAUCUGACUGAUAGAACAGCAUUUCGUUUAAAUCGAACAUGUUGCAGAGAGUUGGAUCUACAGUUAUUUACAAGGAUUAAUCAAUUCAAUCAUAUAGAAAUAUUUGAAGCCGACAAAUACCUUACCGAUGAUGAAAUUGUAAGUGCUGCUAGAGACCUAGCCGGACAUAUUUCGAGUGCUUUCAUUACUUUUUAAUCAAGUAAUGCUGAAAUAACUAAACCUAACUGUUGAUCUAGAAUGCCAGUUCCAAUACUCU